Molecule: messenger RNA, 2850 nt
Organism: Patiria miniata (bat star)
Lineage: Eukaryota; Metazoa; Echinodermata; Asteroidea; Valvatida; Asterinidae
Exons: 1
Coding region: 1507-2748 (413 amino acids)
Source: RefSeq, a predicted model, not a curated record
GACUGGUACUCUGACAAUUCCUACCAAUUUCAACUGACCACUCGUUUUAAGUGAUCGAUCUACCACAGUGCUAGCUUCACUUUAUACAAAGCCGCCUUUGACAUUGACUAAUAAAUUUCCAGCAGAAAAUUUAUAAAAAGCUUUGUGGUCUGGAAGUUUAAAUUACAAUGACCUAAUUUGCUGACUGAUAGCAUCGGCCCAAAACCUGUUAGCAUAAUAGACUAAUUAUGUACUGCCGAAAUGAAGUUUGAACCUUAUACAUCAUGCGGGCUUAAUGGGUCCGACAAACUGGCGAAGUGGUUGGACUGAGGCAGAACGUUCGUAGACAUAAACCCAAUGCUGUGUGCUGCAGAUAGGCUUAACAAUUUACAGUUUGACAAGAAGUUGCAUUAUAGUCGUCGCAUCGGGAAAUUUUGUUCAGGUGUUCGUGAGGCGGUUCGACAGAGGAACAUAUACGCGGGCUUUAGCCUUCGCAUUUUCAUUGAACCAGGACAGAAUGUGCCUAAUUUGGGAUGUUUUCACCUACUUUCGCGAAUGACGUGUUUACAAACACCGGUUUUCAUUUUGGAAUCUCGGUGAUUUGAACUGGAAAAAGUCAUCCCUUCUUGAAACAGAUUCACAACCCAAGCGUGGUGUCUAGGACCGUCGAUUGGGGCUAUUUGCACAGCUUAAUGCCCCCUUUAACUCGCACCACCGACCUAUCAAAACUGGAGAGCUGAAAACGAAACCCGCCGCAACAAAAGAACACCCGUAGAAGGGAACAAUGUAACCCUUGCAAUAUGAACCAGGCUGUAAACCAGAGAGAAAAGAACUAGAGGUAUACAGAGAGAUUUAAGCCGCCAUACAGCGCGUUUACAUUAUUCUGGUGGUCUGUCGCAUCCCGGGAUGGUUGCUUGUCGUGCAUGGACAUCAACAGAGUUUUGAUGAACACAGAGCACGAUUAAGGUGACUUUAUACGCAUCGAUUCCGCUCCAGCAUUCGACCGGAAUUCGGCCUCCAAGAGGAAAGUAUCCUCCCAUCAGGGAUUUUGGAAGAUUCAUCGAGGCUACACGACCGAGAGAUUUCAAAAGGAAUACGAGAUAUGUUUUGAUUGUUUUGAGGACAACUGUUGAGAGCGGAACCUUGUGCUGAUUAUCUGAUCGUGAAUGGAUUGAGCAACAAGUCAGUGGCGUACUUGCUUUUCUGAAAUGUGAACAAAAAAAGUGACAGAAGAAAUAUCUGGUGUCUGUCAUGUUGCACCAGUUGUUCCAUCAUACUCCCGUGUUUUCUUCUUCUUCAAAUUUUAUGUUGCACCUAGUUGGACAUUGAGACCUAACCUGCCGACAAGAUGUCAGUUAAUUUAGAGAUAGGCCGACUGGACACCUUGGUCAUAAUUUGAGAUUCAGGUUGGUUUGAAAUUCUUGCGAAUUUUACCCAUAAAAUGCUCAUCCGUGAUUGACAGAGACUUUAAGAAACUUAACUAGUGUCGUGACACAGCGAAGCUUAGUUUUUCAUUGUUUACUCAUAAUGCAUGGAGGUGUAGUGAAGGUUCCUCCAUCAUCCUGUGAUCACGACAUGGCGAUGACGUCAGGGACAAGCAGCCAAUCAGAUGGAAGUGAUUCUCCAGCUAUUUCUGAUCACAAUAGCAAUAAUACCGACACUGUGGGCCAGAGUGGCGGUGGGACGGUCGAGAUUAAGUUAAUUGUAUCAAUAGACGGGGGAUCGGACGAAGCAAACACACCCCGGGUGUUGACGCGAGUAAAACAUGAGCAGCCAGCCGGUAGGAGCGGGAGUGUACCGGACGUGAUGCGUCUGCUGCCGCCCAUACCCCGGGAUCACGACUCGGACUCGGCCGUCCAGCAGGGCCUAGCAUCGGGAGGCACCGGCCUGAGCCUCCGGUCCACCCGCUCCAGCAGCCCGCUGCUCCUGCUGGAUCGCAGCGGCGGCCCCGGACUCUGCUUCCGAGCCGCGGACUCCGAGAAGAUGUUACCGGUGCUGCUGUCGGCCGACGCCGGGCUGCACCCGGUUGCGCGCUCGCACGGCCUACUGGGGCACAGCAACAAGGGCGGGUCGUUGUCGGGAAUCAGCCGGCCUCUGUCCCCACGGCCUCCGUCACCAUCCCUCCUCCAUCACCCCUCAAAGGACAAACCUGCUGGACUCCCUCAUCACUUGCACAGGAGACUUAGCGAGGAGAAACACAUACUUCCGUUGGACCCGGAACCUAUUGUGAGGACCCGUGAAGGACCCUUAAACGACAUCACCGACGUCCAUCCAAGUUUGCUCCGACGACGAUCUUGCCAAUCACCGAACCGUCUCAUGUUCUCAGAGAGACGGCGUGCCAGCGAAGGAGUCCUGAAUGUGACGCCGUCGCAACUUGGACUUCACCCUAAAUCGAGGACCCAAAUUGAGCCUAGAUUGCAGCAGUCGAAAGCUUCCCCCUCCUCCCAACGAGUCCGGAGAGAGAUCGGGGAGCUGAUGUCGACCGUGCCCAGCCGGAAACCUAAGGGGCAGAAGACGGCGCACGGCCAGGGGCUCAACCGUCUGUCCCGCCUGAGCAGUGCAUCCGUUGAGUCGGUGAACAAACACGACACCUCAGAUAUGGAUGAUCUAGAGCGGCAGAGAAUUCUCCACUGGCUGGACGGAGUCAAGAGAGGCAUGGACGGACAAACAGACAAAGAAGAGGAUUUAGGAACCGGCCACUUUGAGCCUCCUUUGAGCCGAAGCAGCACCGAAACGGCGAUCCGGAUAAUCCACAAAGACCGGACCUAAUUAUCGGAUUACAUCCACGACACCAACACAUGGAUUAUCGAUUGGAUCAGUGUGAUUAGUGUGAGGAUAUUGCAUGGUAGAGCAAUAAAACGAACACGUGUA